Messenger RNA from Haemonchus placei, 210 nucleotides. The record is from the annotation of a GenBank genome assembly. NCBI's taxonomy places the organism in Eukaryota, Metazoa, Nematoda, Chromadorea, Rhabditida, Trichostrongylidae.
AUGCAGAUCCUAUAUGUCUUCUUUGUCUUGCUAUCUGCGAUCGGUAUGAUCUUUGCGACCCCAUCACUCGCCAUGUCUCCGAGAUUCAAACGCCAAUUCGGUAAUAUGGGCAUGGGUGGAUACAGUAGCCAGAUGCAAAGCUCUCAAAUGGGAGCAUCUCAGAUGGGCGGAGGCUCAUCGAUGGGAGGAAUGGGAGGAUGGGGUCGUUGA